This is a messenger RNA of Hyaena hyaena (striped hyena), 3213 nucleotides long. RefSeq names its product zinc finger and BTB domain containing 2 (gene ZBTB2). The transcript is spliced from 3 exons. Gene Ontology annotation, biological process: regulation of immune system process; regulation of cytokine production; negative regulation of transcription by RNA polymerase II. Gene Ontology annotation, molecular function: protein binding; RNA polymerase II cis-regulatory region sequence-specific DNA binding; DNA-binding transcription factor activity, RNA polymerase II-specific. The record is from RefSeq and is a predicted model, not a curated record. The coding region runs from base 282 to 1826 and encodes 514 amino acids. NCBI's taxonomy places the organism in Eukaryota, Metazoa, Chordata, Mammalia, Carnivora, Hyaenidae. Gene Ontology annotation, cellular component: nucleus.
CUCGCCGCCUCUCCCCCCCGGCGGGAGCCGCUCUCAGCCUCUUUGCACUAGUCGCUCCGCUCUCUCGGUCAUGUGACCUUAACGUAACCGGACAGGAAAAGCCCCGCCGCCGCCGCCGCCGCCGCGCCGGAGACACCGACCGCGGCGGCAGCAGCAGCAGCAGCAGCAGCUUUUUGUUGUUGUGGCGGCGGCGGCGGCGGGGAGCGCACGGCCAAGGCUGCCCAGCGGUGCCUCCUCCACACCCCCCGCCGCAGCAGCACCGGCGACAGAUUUUUAAAAAAAUGGAUUUGGCCAACCAUGGACUUAUUCUCCUGCAACAGUUAAACGCUCAGCGAGAGUUUGGUUUCCUGUGUGACUGCACGGUUGCCAUCGGCGAUGUGUACUUCAAGGCACACAAAUCAGUUCUUGCUUCAUUCUCCAAUUACUUUAAGAUGUUGUUUGUCCAUCAGACCAGUGAGUGUGUCCGUUUGAAACCAACUGACAUACAGCCAGAUAUUUUCAGCUAUCUCCUGCAUCUGAUGUACACUGGAAAGAUGGCGCCUCAACUGAUUGAUCCCGUUCGGUUGGAACAGGGGAUCAAGUUCCUGCACGCCUACCCACUGAUCCAGGAGGCUAGCCUGGCCAGCCAAGGAGCCUUUUCUCAUCCCGACCAAGUUUUCCCGCUGGCCUCUUCCUUGUACGGCAUUCAGAUCGCAGAUCAUCAGCUGAGACAAGCCACCAAGAUUGCUGUGGCCCCCGAGAAGCUGGGGCGAGAGCCACGGCCUCAGACGUCCAGGAUGAGCCAGGAGCAGGUGUCCGAGGCCCCGCCGCUCUCCCAGCUGACAUCCAACCUCGCCCAGGCGAAUCGGACACACCUGACCCCCUCGGACCCGCUGCAGACCUCGCUGUCUCCGGAACUCGUUUCCACUCCCGUGCCUCCCUCAGCCCCUGGGGAGGAGACCAAUCUGGAGGCCUCCUCCUCCGACGAACAGCCCGCGUCCCUCACCAUAGCGCACGUCAAGCCGAGCAUCAUGAAGAGGAACGGGAGCUUCCCCAAGUACUACGCCUGCCACCUGUGCGGACGGCGCUUCACCCUCCGCAGCAGUUUGCGGGAACACCUCCAGAUCCACACCGGGGUCCCUUUCCCAGCCAGCCAGCCGGGAGAAAGCCGCGUGCCCCUGUCGCUUUGCAGCAACGCAGGCGACCUGGGGAAGGACGCCCUGGACGUGCCUGAGGCCGGGAUGAUAAGCGACAGCGAGCUGCAGCACAUCUCCGACUCUCCGAUCAUCGACGGGCAGCAGCACUCGGAGACGCCCCCACCCUCGGACAUCGCGGACAUUGACAACUUAGAGCAGGCGGACCAAGAGCGGGAAGUCAAGAGGCGCAAGUACGAGUGCACGAUCUGCGGCCGCAAGUUCAUCCAGAAGAGCCACUGGAGGGAGCACAUGUACAUACACACCGGGAAGCCUUUCAAAUGCAGCACUUGUGACAAGAGUUUUUGCAGGGCCAACCAGGCCGCCCGGCACGUGUGCCUCAAUCAGAGCAUCGACACGUACACCAUGGUGGACAAACAGACGCUGGAGCUCUGCACGUUCGAGGAGGGGAGUCAGAUGGACAACAUGUUGGUGCAAACCAAUAAACCCUACAAAUGCAACUUGUGUGACAAAACGUUCUCGACUCCCAAUGAGGUUGUGAAACAUUCCUGCCAAACCCAGAACUCGGACGUUUUCGCCCUGGACGAGGGGCGGUCCAUCCUCCUGGGCAGUGGGGACGCGGAAGUAACGGAACCUGACCACCCAGUGUUAGCGUCCAUCAAAAAGGAACAGGAAACAGUGUUGUUAGACUGAAUGUACCCCAUCUUUUUAAAAACUGUCAUUUUUACAGAGACUGUCCCCUAUCCCUUGCCCCAGUUCAGAACUGUAGCUCUCCGUGGCAUGAUACAACCAGGUCCCUGUGCCCCGUGUCCUCCCUGCCCCCGCCCGCCCCGACCCCAGCCCUUCCUCCGUAAAGGCUUUGUGCAUUAUAAACCUGGAACAUGUUUACUUUAAUUCAGGGGAUGUUGGAAAGAUAAUGGUCAGUAGUACUUAUAAACUCAAAUAGAUUUUGAGACGUUUUAGGUGAUUUAAAAGCCAACUCGGAACUAAUGAAGGGUACGUUAACAAAACACAACAACUAGAAUGCAAUUUGGUAAGCUAAAAAUUAUGAAUUUCCCUGGGUAAGAAGUCUUCCUUCUCAGAAAGUGUCAGAAAAUACAGCACGCUUCUUAGAGCUGCAGCUGGGCUCUGUACUAUGCAAAAUCUAGAAGGUGUGGGGGAAACUUUAAGCCCAAGAAAACGCUCUUAGUAUUUACUCUCCAGGUGUCUUAUUUCAGAAUGCAUCCUUUGAGAUUAUGUCCAGUCAAGAAAAAAAAUCAUUAGUUAAGAAAUCUACUUGAACAACACAAAAGAGAAAAAGUAAUAAUGUGAUGGCAAUCUUAAUUUUUGGACAGAACAUGACAAAGCUGUGAGUUGCGUGUGUUUCUAAGAGAAAACGUGUGGGCAUUUGCUAUAAACAGGUGAAUUAAUGCACAUGUCUUAGCGAAUUACUGGCUUCUUUCAAAGCUGAGCGAGUAACAAAACUCUGUUUUAGUUUCCAACAAAACUGUUGGUUGCAAUAGUCUUUCUGAACAGAGAAUGACAUGCCAUUCCCGCAGUUGCCAGUGUUAAAUUUGUUAUAACACCAAGCCAGCUGCUUCCGAUCAGUGUAUGCGCACAGGACAAAGGACGCAGGAACAUGCAUCUUAAGAGGGGAAGUUGUAAGCAAAGCGUGUUGUAACUUUCAUGACUUUAAAAGCUAAUGCUAAUAGUUUACUGGCAACAUUCAUUGAAGCAUCAAAAAUGGCAAAGAAAAAUCAGGACAAAAACACCUAAUUGCCGUUUGGGGGUGGGGGGGAACGAUUUUGAUAUUAGUCUCCACUUUUUUUUUUUUUUAAACACCUGAGAUUUCCAACAUUGGCCCGAAAGCAGUAAAGUGUGUCCAUGAAUCUUUCCUUAGGCCAAUAACAGAAUGGUGUGAGAGGGCUAAGCAGGAGCCAGAAAUAAGGACCGAAGGGGAAAGGGAAAAAGAGUUCAUAGCUAUGCUGUACGUAUCUGUUAAAAACUGAAUAUCCCAUCAUCCUGUUUCAUGUAUAGUUGAGUUCUCAGAUUUGUAAGUUUUUAUACAUACUUUCACGGAAUAAACAUUUAAUUAAAUGAG